Messenger RNA from Trichosurus vulpecula (common brushtail), 2591 nucleotides. RefSeq names its product ribonucleic acid export 1 (gene RAE1). The record is from RefSeq and is a predicted model, not a curated record. Gene Ontology annotation, biological process: transcription-dependent tethering of RNA polymerase II gene DNA at nuclear periphery; RNA export from nucleus. The transcript is spliced from 12 exons. Gene Ontology annotation, molecular function: RNA binding; ubiquitin binding. NCBI's taxonomy places the organism in Eukaryota, Metazoa, Chordata, Mammalia, Diprotodontia, Phalangeridae. Gene Ontology annotation, cellular component: nuclear pore. Bases 211 to 1317 code for a protein of 368 amino acids.
GGGAACGAGGCACGCGGCUUCCGAUGCGCAUGCGUUGUCAACGGUUCUUUCAGAGUCCCGUAUUUUCGGAGGCCUCCCGGGCGGUGGGGAACCCUAGCACGCCCUACUCGCCUCGGUUUCCUGCCUCUCUCUUCCUUCGCGUCGGGCGUGGGGUGAGAUUCUCUCCGUUUUUCCUGUUGUCCGGGUGCGGCCCCAGCUCUCAGGACCAAAAUGAGCUUGUUUGGAACAACCUCGGGUUUUGGAACCAGUGGGACAAGCAUGUUUGGUAGCACAGCAACAGAUAAUCACAAUCCUAUGAAGGAUAUUGAAGUUACGUCUUCUCCUGAUGACAGUAUUGGAUGUCUUUCUUUUAGCCCGCCUACAUUGCCAGGAAACUUUCUUAUUGCAGGAUCUUGGGCCAAUGAUGUUCGAUGUUGGGAAGUUCAAGAUAAUGGACAAACUAUUCCAAAAGCCCAGCAGAUGCACACAGGGCCUGUACUUGAUGUCUGUUGGAGUGAUGAUGGGAGUAAAGUAUUUACAGCAUCUUGUGAUAAAACUGCCAAAAUGUGGGACCUCAACAGUAACCAGGCUAUACAGAUUGCACAGCAUGACGCUCCUGUGAAAACUGUGCAUUGGAUCAAAGCACCAAACUAUAGUUGUGUGAUGACAGGAAGCUGGGAUAAAACUUUAAAGUUUUGGGACACACGAUCACCAAGUCCUAUGAUGACAUUGCAACUGCCUGAAAGAUGUUACUGUGCUGAUGUGGUCUACCCCAUGGCAGCUGUAGCUACUGCUGAGAGAGGACUGAUAGUUUAUCAGCUAGAGAAUCAGCCUUCUGAAUUCAGGAGAAUAGAAUCUCCUCUUAAACAUCAGCAUCGUUGUGUUGCCAUUUUUAAAGACAAACAGAAUAAGCCUACUGGUUUUGCUCUGGGAAGUAUUGAAGGAAGAGUUGCUAUUCAUUAUAUUAAUCCUCCAAAUCCUGCCAAAGAUAACUUCACCUUUAAAUGUCAUCGUUCUAAUGGAACUAAUACUUCAGCUCCUCAAGAUAUCUAUGCUGUGAAUGGGAUAGCGUUUCAUCCUGUUCAUGGAACCCUUGCGACUGUAGGAUCUGAUGGCAGAUUCAGCUUUUGGGACAAAGAUGCAAGGACAAAACUAAAAACUUCAGAACAAUUAGAUCAGCCAAUUUCAGCUUGUUGUUUCAAUCACAAUGGAAACAUAUUUGCAUAUGCCUCUAGCUAUGACUGGUCAAAGGGACAUGAAUUUUAUAAUCCCCAAAAGAAAAAUUACAUUUUUCUACGUAACGCGGCAGAAGAGUUAAAGCCUAGAAAUAAGAAGUAAUGAGUACAAAACCCUUUGUUGAGCUGGAUUGUUCUUCCGUGCCCCAGUAUGGUUUUGAUCACUAAAAUAUGGUGGAUUCUCAACAGCUAUUGCAUCAUUAGGAUCCACUGGAGAAAACCAUUUGAAUUGUGCUACCUGCAAGAAUGCCAGAUGUCCACAGAGUGACUUGCCUGUUUCUAAUCCACUGUAAUACUGCCUGACAAAGUGCUCUAUAAAUUUAAGAGGACUCAGAUUUGUAUGGGUAUUUGCGUAGAUAUUUUACAAUCUUCAAGGUAUGUGAGUUAUGGGAGAUUGGGACACCAUCUAUAAAGACUGUAUCAUAUUUUGUAAUAAACUAUUUUCAGAAUUGCCUAAAAGUUGUUUUUUUCCCUAAACCUCUCAAGUAUUUAUCUUCUCUAAUGUACUAUUGGACUUGUUUUAAUUUGUAAUUUUGGAAAUGUCCUAUUUGGAAAAGCAAAACUCUUGGCUCAUAGUGGAGAAGAAUCCUGUGAUGUUAUUGUUUAUAAAAUAGAGAAGAGCUGGAAAUACUAUGGACUCCUAACAGGCAAUUUGAAUUCCAUUAUUUUGCUUCCUUUUUUUCCCCCUCUCCAUAUUCACAGUGCUUGAUCAGUUCUGCUGUGCAAGUUUUGUAGCAAGUCCUAAACAGGCAAUGUCUUUGUGCCAAACUAUGUUUAGUUUUGUGGGUGAACCUUCCAAAGCUACAGUGGGUAAUGUAACAUAUGGCCUUCAAGUUAUAACCCAGGUCCCUUGCCUAUUAAGUGCUCUUAAUUCUUUACUGCUAAUAUCUUUACAGUUUUUCAUUGUAUUUUCACUUCAUGUAGUUAAAAAUCCCUAGUAAUUGUUAGAAGUGGAACAAAUCUAAAAUUUGGAUCUAAGUAUUAUGUACCUAAUGAACUUUCAAACCCUUGAAAUUCCUUAUCAUUUGGGGCUAUUGUAUGACCUUAAAAAGCCUGCUAAGUGUAAAAGCCUGUUACCUUUAUAUUGUAAGAUGUAUUUGCCUAUGCACAGCUAACUCAAUUUAGUUUGAAACUUGUUUUCCAGAAAUGAAACUGGUAGAUAAAAGGGGAAAAAAACUGUUAUAAAAACUGUUUCAUUAUGAAUUAUCCCUGUGCUUGGGAAUUCUAAGCUUUAAAAACAAUCUGUUAAAUAAAACAUUCCAUAGAAAGGGCUGUUUUAUGGAAAUACUUAGUACUAGUCUCAGUUAAUGUUCAUUGUCAUUUGGUGUAAAUAAAUUGUCAUUGGCUCCAGUUCAGCCAUACUAUUUUACCUUAAAA